Molecule: messenger RNA, 1191 nt
Organism: Symbiodinium sp. CCMP2592
Lineage: Eukaryota; Dinophyceae; Suessiales; Symbiodiniaceae
Source: the annotation of a GenBank genome assembly
AUGCUGCACAUCUGGACAGUGUCGGGGGAAGAGGUGGUGAUUGAAAAAGACGGCUUGAGCGAUGUACGGGCCGUGAAACAACAUUUACAACGCAAAAGGGCCCUGUCGCGGUUCAGAGUGAGACUUUUGCAAGAUGGCCGUGAUUUGCAUGAUGAUUGUGCAGUGGUGGCCUUGCCGGACGGUUUGCAGAUGGUCGUGCUGCCGUUUUCGGAAGCUUCGGAUGAGCAGGUGCUCGAGUUCAUCAGCGCCGCUGGCGAUGGCAACCUUGCAUCUGUUGGGGAGAUUCUGAAGCGACCACAAGACCCGAACAGGGUAGUCGCGGAUAUCAGGGGUUUUCCGUUUGGAAGGCCGCCUCAUCACAGCCAAACAGCUCUGGCAGCAGCAUCAGAUGAGGGCUACGUUGAAGUUGUGCGUAUGCUCUUGGAGGCUUCUGCCAACCCAGACGGCUAUGGAGUCGGAAGGGAUUACGAGGGUCCAAGUCUUGUUUUAGCUGCAGGCAGCGGCCACAUUGAAGUGGUCCGCCUUUUGGUGGAUGCCCGGGCGCUGACGGAGGCAGUCUCCAACUUUUGGGGGACAGUUGUAGACCCCAUUGUUGCGACCAUCCAAGGACAUGAUCCGGUUGGCAACACGGGCCGCCCACACGGCCCCGGUGCGAACAGCAUGGGGAUGGUACAGAUAUUGUUGGAGGCAGGUGCCGACCCAGCAUCCAUCACACCUGCUCUAGUUCCUCACAACCCUGCUAGUGUGGACCAUGAUGCCCGGCCCUUGGUGGCAGCAUCUCAAGGCGGACACCUGGAAGUUGCGCGCCUGUUGUUGGAGAGCAGCUUGGCUGGUUAUGUUUCGGCAACUCAAGGAUCUGCGAACUCAGAACACAUGCAGCGGAGGCAUCUUGCUCCAGCCCUUGUCGCCGCAUCCUCGAGAGGCUAUGUGGAGAUGAUAAGAUUGCUCGUGCAGUUCAUGGGAUCUGCACUUGACGACUGCCGUCAUGCAAUGCCCAAGGCGCGAACCGCAGUUCCUUGGACGACGCCUCUGUUUUGUGCGUCGCGUUUUGGGCACGUGGGCAUUGUCAGUUUGCUGUUAGGUGCUCGUGCUGAUCCAGACACAGUUUGUGGAGAUGACGGCCUGACAGCUCUUUCAGUAGCCGCUGGCGAUGGGCACGUGGAGAUUGUGCGUCUGCUGCUAGGAUCCUAG